Cylindrotheca closterium is the source of this 1137-nucleotide messenger RNA. Lineage: Eukaryota; Bacillariophyta; Bacillariophyceae; Bacillariales; Bacillariaceae. The record is from the annotation of a GenBank genome assembly.
AUGAAGCUAGGAGGCAAUGUUGUGCGAACAAUACUGGCUAGCAUUACGCUUUUGGCAUUCUUGACGGUGAUUGGUCAAUUUCGGUCGCUGCAUCGGCUGAUGAACAACAACGACUCGAAACCCAUGAAUACACUCACCCCGGACUAUGUAUUUACUUGGACGCGUCCUUCCAUUUCAUCGUCCUACAAUCCAAGCAACCAGUCUUCAACAGUAGUAUCAACAACCCAUUCGAAUUUUACUGUGGAAUUUCCGCUGUGUCUAGUUCACGUGGGCAAGGCAGGCGGUUCCUCCAUAUCCUGUGGAUUGGGAUUGAUGUAUGCGGAUUGCGAAGGCAUGCCUCGGGACGCUUUGCCAGACACCCAUUACUUUCACAUCAAGCGCAACACUUGCCCUUUCGACACCACACGAACUUACUUGGUGACACUCCGAAACCCAAUCACCCGGCUACAAAGUUGGUUCAACUUUGAAAAGACUAUCAUUCCGUAUCGAAAGAACAAACAACAAGAAGCCAAGGCCAUAAAACAGAGGGGGAGACUCUUCACCGAAUGCUAUAGCGAUUUUGAGUCAUUUGCUUCUACUGGACUACAGCCCCUCAAGGAACCAAUUCAAGCCGUGAGAGUGGUAGAUAUGAGUUGUCCUGAACGUGCUUGGGCUGCUGCGGUUGGUGCUCGGGCCUUUUCGUAUCACGAGUAUUAUAACUACGAGCACUAUUACAAUGGUUUCCAUAUGCACAAGGGAGAUGAUGGAAGCCAUGUGUCUAUUCAAGCCCUCCGAUCGGAGCACUUGCAAGACGACUGGGCGACCGUCUCCAGUGAAGAAUUAUUUCGUCAAGUGAACAAGGGAUCAAAGAAUCACACCAACGCCUCUCCUUCCUUGCCCACCAAUGCAAUGGCAAAUCUCUGCCAUGCAUUGUGUUCUGAGAUCCAAUACUACAAACACUUUCUCUCCUUGGCAGAGAACCUCAGCCCAAGCGAUGUAAAAACUUCACUUCAAGAGCUGACCGCAAUGUGUCCUGAUGAGACCGAAACGGUCCGCGAAUGCCAAGGCCUUCCUACAUUUCCAAAACUAAGAGUACCUGAAGGAAAGUACGACCAAGAAACCAAAAAAAGAUUUUACGAAGUGAACACCGAAGCGUAG